AUGAAGCACUGCUUAUAAUUACUGCGGGGGCGAAACUCCAAACCUUGCCGAAUGGGCGCCACGGCAUGGGCAGCGCGCCAGCGAGUGUUUUCUUGCGGAGUCGUGCCAAACUCUUUCUCUUCCCAUUGACCGACACAAUGUCGACCGUUGUGCCUGAGCUCCUCGCCAAGAAGCGCAAGCGGGACGACGAGGCCGCUGCCAAGCGGGCGGCGGACGCUCUGACGUCGCGCAAGAAGGCCCGUGCCACUCGCAAGGACAUCUUCAAGCGCGCGGAGAAGUAUGUGGCCGAGUACCGCACUCAGGAGAAGGACAUUGUCCGCCUGAAGCGCGAGGCCCGGUCCAAGGGUGGCUUCUACGUGCCCCCUGAGGCCAAGGUCAUCUUCGUGGUGCGCAUCCGCGGUCUGAACAAGAUUGCCCCCAAGACCAAGAAGAUCCUGCAGCUGCUGCGCCUGAAGCAGCUGAACAUGGGCGUGUUCCUGAAGGUGAGCAAGCCCGUGCUCAACAUGCUCCAGCGCGUGGAGCCCUACGUGGCUUUCGGCUACCCCAACCUCAAGUCGGUGCGGGAGCUGAUCUACAAGCGCGGCUACGCCAAGAUCAAGAACAACCGCAUCCCCCUGACCGACAACCGGAUCAUUGAGGAGAACCUGGGCAAGCACGGGCUGAUCUGCAUGGAGGACCUGGUGCACGAGAUCUACACCUGCGGCCCCAAGUUCAAGGAGGUGAGCACCUUCCUGUGGCCCUUCAAGCUGUCGUCGCCCAACGGCGGCAUGGACAAGAAGCGCCUGCACUACGUGGAGGGCGGCCAGGCCGGCAACCGCGAGGACAAGAUCAACGCCUUCAUCCGCAAGAUGAACUAAGCGGAUGGUCUUGGACAGGCGGCGGCGGCAUGGACGCUGUGCAGGAAGGGCUCGGCUGGCGGCGGGCGUUUGCAGCAGCGGCGGCUGAGCGCGGCGUGGGUCUGGGGCCUCUGACCGCGUCGCGCGCCGUGGAGACGCGUUUUAGCUGCCCGUGUGGGUGCGAAACCGCUGCGGGGUGGGGUGUGCGCUCCUGUGGAGCAGCCCCCGCCCCCGCCGCCAGUUGGAAGGGCGCGUGGGCCCUAGUGCUGGGGCCGGCUUGCCGGUCGGGAGAGUGUAAUUCAAAACCCGU
Messenger RNA from Chlamydomonas reinhardtii, 1146 nucleotides. RefSeq lists its product as uncharacterized. The transcript has 7 exons. Gene Ontology annotation, biological process: maturation of LSU-rRNA from tricistronic rRNA transcript (SSU-rRNA, 5.8S rRNA, LSU-rRNA). Bases 138 to 857 code for a protein of 239 amino acids. Gene Ontology annotation, molecular function: structural constituent of ribosome; RNA binding. NCBI's taxonomy places the organism in Eukaryota, Viridiplantae, Chlorophyta, Chlorophyceae, Chlamydomonadales, Chlamydomonadaceae. The record is from RefSeq and is a predicted model, not a curated record. Gene Ontology annotation, cellular component: cytosolic large ribosomal subunit.